UAGAUCUGUUUCCCAAUGUUCCCGAGGCUCCAGAGGCGAUGCUGAGUCCCUCAUAGUAUGACACUGGUAGACAGAUCUGGGAUUUUGAGUAUCUUGCCACGCAGGCCGGUAAUCCUUGGAAGGUCAUCACCUCCGUCCGAAUCGUCAUACGCCCCAAUGGCCGCUGUCGGCGGACACAGUAGUGGCGGAAAGCACAAUGGGUCAAGCUGCAGGCAAAAUUUGAAUGCAAGAGAUCAUGUACGUUGUACAUACGAGCAUAGGCCUAAGCCUCAGACGAUAUGUCGCCUCCCUGGAUACUCUCAUCUUCAAAGACAUAUCCGCACUUGGUAUAUAAGCACUCCGAUAUAUCAAGCUUUCUACGGCUUCGAGAAUCUCCACCAAAGCAACUUGAGCACCCAAACUCUAGGCAACCAAACGAAGAUCUUGAACAACGUCGAAGCCCCUCCAAGCGUCAAGUACCUAGCAUUUUGGCUGACGUUUAGACGCCGCAUGAUCUGUGGGAUGUAGUCGCGGUAGAGGGUAUUCUCUGGGAUC
Molecule: messenger RNA, 534 nt
Organism: Somion occarium
Lineage: Eukaryota; Fungi; Basidiomycota; Agaricomycetes; Polyporales; Cerrenaceae
Source: the annotation of a GenBank genome assembly